GAAUUCUCGGUAGAUGCGGAAGGACGACGGCAUAUAAAAACCACUGAAAUCGCAUGGAACGAAGGCAAGGAUGAAGAGGACGAUGAAGGAGAAAUUGACUUAGAAGAUUUUCAAGAAGAAUCUGACGAAGGUACAAUGGGAAUAAAUAGUACAAACAACGUUUUUCUUCUUGACGUGAGUCAAAAAGAUAAUUAUAAAUGGACUAUAUCAUAUGAUCCUACCAAAUCAUUACAAUCUAUUUCAACUGCGAAAUCGACCUCUACUUCUACUAUUUCCAAUGUUUCAAAUGAGUCAUCUGUUAAUGUUGGUGCAAUUAUUGGAGGCACAUUUGGUGGUAUUGCGGGGCUGAUAAUAUUAACAGCUGCUGCAGUUCUUAUUGUUAGGAGAUAUAGUUAUCAACAUUUCACUUCGCAAGAAGAAUCCAGUAAUGAACAUCAUCCUUGA
Molecule: messenger RNA, 444 nt
Organism: Racocetra fulgida
Lineage: Eukaryota; Fungi; Glomeromycota; Glomeromycetes; Diversisporales; Gigasporaceae
Source: the annotation of a GenBank genome assembly